This is a messenger RNA of Andrographis paniculata, 1760 nucleotides long. RefSeq lists its product as uncharacterized. Bases 170 to 1540 code for a protein of 456 amino acids. The record is from RefSeq and is a predicted model, not a curated record. Lineage: Eukaryota; Viridiplantae; Streptophyta; Magnoliopsida; Lamiales; Acanthaceae. The transcript is spliced from 7 exons.
UCCUCCUACUUUCUCCUCUGAUUCUCCGAAGAACCAACGGAACAAUCUCGGGGUCGGGGGAGGAGAAACCCUCGCUAACUGUAUACAUAUACACACCCAAUCUCCGUAUUUUCAGCGUUUCAGGGGAAUCACGGACGUUUUGAAGUUCUCAGAUUUUCAGUCGGAGCUGAUGAGAUCUUUGUACAACGAGUACGUCGAGGAUUUUGUAGAGGAAGAGCAUGGGUCACUCGCGAAACGAUCUCGAUUGGGCGGCGCACAUUUCAGUCAGUUGAGCUCUUGCAACACUGGUUUGGUGGCAGCCCCAGCACCCGCGUACAAUCCCCUGUGCGACCCUCCUUUGGGUUUGCAGCUUAGGAAAACUCCUUCGUUAUUGGACUUAAUCCAGAUGCAGAUCUCUAAAGAAAGCAAUGCUUCUACUCCAGCGACCUCUAAUGGAGUUUCAGAGACUAGAAAAAAGAGAGAUUCAAAGACUGGUAAUGCUUCAAGUGCUAACGACAAGUUGAAGGCCUCAAAUUUCCCUGCUAAGCUGUUGAGAAUCGGCACCUGGGAGUAUGUGUCAAAAUACGAAGGCGAUCUGGUGGCGAAGUGUUAUUUCGCCAAGCAUAAAAUUGUGUGGGAAGUUCUUGAAGAUGGUCUCAAGCUUAAAAUCGAAAUUCAGUGGUCUGAUAUUACCGGUCUGAAAGCUGAUUUUCCUGAGAAUGAGUCCAGCAGUUUAACCGUCGUGCUCGCGAGAAAACCUGUCUUCUUCCGGGAGACCAAUCCGCAGCCCAGAAAACACACUCUCUGGCAGGCGAGCGAAGACUUUACCGAUGGACAGGCUAGCGUGUAUCUGAAACACUAUAUCGAAUGUUCUUCUGGCAUGUUGAACAAGCAUUACGAAAAGCUUAUACAGUGCGACACGCGCCUCGCUAUUUUGAGCAAGCAACCCGAAUUAGUUAUUGACUCGCCGUGCUUGGAACCAGAAACUUCUUCUGUUCCCGAGAUUUCUGAAGAAUCUAAAGGCGAUGGUUUGCCUAGCUCAGUGGUCGAUAUGACGACAAUCAAUACCAACCGAAGAAUGAACAAUCAGCAAAUCCCAAGCGCAAUUCCCGAUCCCGCGAACAACGACGCUGUUUCGAAGCAAGCGAAUUCCGGAACCUUCCCCUCGGACGAAGCGUUGGAGUACCAAGGAAUGCUUGAAAGCGUCUCCCAAGCUUUGCUCAGCGACGCACCGAUUCGUGCAAUGGGAUUGGAUGAAAACUCGCUGAUGAAAAAAGUUAAUUCUCUCUGCUGCCUACUCGAAAUUCCGGGGGCCAUGGCUGCUCCCAUUGCUCCGGAAGAAUCUGCUGCUGAUCAAGGGAACGACAAAUUUGCGACGAACAUGUCGACAAACGCCGGACAUGGCGAUGGAGCUGGCAGCUUUUUGAAGACAAAUAAUAAGGACAGCGCGGCGCCUUUGUUGCCGAGAAAUGAUUCGCUGAAUGACUUUCUUCAGCAGUUUCCUCCCAUCGCUUCUCUCCCGAUAAUAUCUGAAAAUGACGAGGAGUAUCGAUCCGGGUAAGUUUUUGGCAUUCUUAGUCGAUAAACAUACAGACGGUUUUUUUUUCGCUGUUCUAGAUGAUGCUGGGAAUGCUCGGUUUUUGAGACUCUUUCGGAUUCUGAAAUUAAACUUCGUGAAGAAUCCCGAUCGCCGGAUAGUUUUGUCGAACCGUAGUCGAACGCCAUCCUUAGUGUUUCUUGGCUAAAUACAUAUAUAUGUCUGCCUUGGUUCAUUGACAUCA